GAUUUCAAGUGGUCGUCAGAACUAGAAGGAACAAUUUUAGCCGCGUAUAAUUUUGGUUUCAUAGCAUCACCAAUACUUGGUGGCUACAUAGCUGGACAUUUCGGAGGGAAACGUGUAAUAGCAUUAUCAUUACUUAUUGGUUCAUUAACAACCAUUUUAACUCCAGUGGCAGCACGUGCUAAUGAUGCCUUAUUAAUAUUCAUGAGAGCAUUGGCUGGUCUUGUCAUGGUAAGUAACCAAUGA
This is a messenger RNA of Lottia gigantea (owl limpet), 243 nucleotides long. RefSeq lists its product as hypothetical. NCBI's taxonomy places the organism in Eukaryota, Metazoa, Mollusca, Gastropoda, Lottiidae. The annotation marks the transcript as partial. Gene Ontology annotation, biological process: monoatomic anion transport; transmembrane transport. The transcript has a single exon. The record is from RefSeq and is a predicted model, not a curated record. Gene Ontology annotation, molecular function: transmembrane transporter activity.